Messenger RNA from Acromyrmex echinatior (Panamanian leafcutter ant), 2088 nucleotides. RefSeq names its product Acyl-CoA oxidase 3. Gene Ontology annotation, molecular function: fatty acid binding; pristanoyl-CoA oxidase activity; FAD binding. The record is from RefSeq and is a predicted model, not a curated record. Gene Ontology annotation, cellular component: peroxisome. Gene Ontology annotation, biological process: fatty acid beta-oxidation using acyl-CoA oxidase; lipid homeostasis. NCBI's taxonomy places the organism in Eukaryota, Metazoa, Arthropoda, Insecta, Hymenoptera, Formicidae.
UCAGUUCAUCAAUCCACAGUUCACAUGAGAGUGCGGCUAAAAAAACAAUUAUUCGUCAGAGAAGGGGAUGUCGAGUAUUUAAGUUUCACGAGAGGAAAACGCACGAUGUCUACUGCUAAUAACUUGAUAAAGGAUUUGCCAAGUGGACCAUUAGAUGUUUAUAGGAAACGAGCGACAUUCGACUGGAAGUCGUUUAAAUUAUCUUUAGAGGGAGAAGAUUCCGUACGAAUGCAGUUAAAAUUAUGGCAACUCAUCAAAACCCAUCCAGUGUUUCAAAAGUCGACGUACCCGAAGAGUUUGGAUGAAAUUCGAAAACGCGUCAAUAGCCAGAUACAAGUUCUUUGCGAGAAUAAUAUAGAUCCAAUAAGCGACAUUAACAGUGUUCUUUAUCUUUUUCAAUACGAUGGAUCGAUAUCGAUACGAAUAAGUAUCACACGAGGUAUGGUACCAGGUGCUAUAUUUGCACUGGGUACUAAUCAACAUCAUCAGCUUCUAGCUGAAUUUAGCACUGGAAAUUAUAUUGGCUGGUUUGUGCUGACUGAGAUUGCUCAUGGAACUAAUGCAAAAGGUAUACAAACUAAAGCAACAUAUGAUGUAGCAACAAAAAGUUUUAUCCUUCAUACUUCCGACUUUGAAGCUGCAAAAUGUUGGGCAGGUAAUCUAGGAAAAUGCGCAACGCAUGCUCUCAUAUUUGCGCAACUAAUUACAUCGGACGGAGUAAACCGUGGCUUGCACGUUUUUAUUGUGCCAAUUCGCGAUCUGCAAACUCAUUUACCUUUUCCCGGUGUUACCGUUGGUGAUAUGGGUGAAAAGAUAGGCCUUAAUGGAAUAGACAAUGGAUUCAUAAUGUUUGACAAUUAUUCUAUACCGCGUAAUUGUUUGUUAAAUCGCACCGCAGAUGUCACCGAAGAUGGAAAGUAUGUCCUUGCUCUAAAGAAUGAACGAAAAAGAUAUGGUUCGUCGUUGGGUGCACUGUCAGGAGGCCGUGUCACGAUUACUGGAAUAUGUUACCACUAUAUGGUCAUUGCAUUAACUAUUGCUAUACGUUAUUGUGCAGUUAGGAAACAAUUUGGUCCUACCGAGGAUAAUGAAUUGCCAGUUAUAGAAUAUCAAACGCAACAAUGGCGAAUCAUUCCUCAUUUAGCUGCAACGUACGCAGUAAAAAUAUUUUCAUCAGCAUUGAGAAAAGAUUUUGAUGAACUUCAAAUGAACCGUUUGAGUAAGGAUGAAGACUCGACCGCCGAUCUAGGAAUGGAGAUACACGCGUUAUCUAGUGCAACAAAACCAUUAUGUUCAUGGAUUUCUCGUGACAUGAUUCAGGAUUGCAGAGAAUCUUGCGGUGGACACGGAUACUUAAAAAUGUCUCGUUUGGGUGAAAUAAGAGCUGACAACGAUGCAAACUGUACAUAUGAGGGUGAAAAUAAUGUACUUAUUCAGCAAGCAAGUAAUUGGUUAUUAAAUCAGUGGGCUAAUGUGAUUAAAGGACAAGCCGUACCAUCUCCACUUAAUUCCGCAGAUUUUCUUGUAAAUGCAGAACAAAUACUUAACAACAAAUUUAAUCAAACUACAGUGGAAGAUGUACUGAAACCCAAAAAUUUGCUCCUAAUUUUUAAAUGGUUGGUUUGUUAUUAUUUGAAAAAGACAUAUCAACGUAUGAAGGAAUUCCAAUCAGACGGAAUGUCUGAUUUUGAUGUAAAAAACAAUAUCCAAACGUUUCUAGCACGAACCUUAUCUCUCGUAUAUGCUGAACAUGCCGUAAUGCUAUACUUUAACAGAUGUUUACAAGAUCCGAAAUGGAAAACAAACGAAAGAGAAGUAUUAACAAAAUUGUGUUCCUUAUUCGGAGCUAUAACAUUGGAGAAAAGAUUGGGAGAUUUGUACAGUGGUGGUUAUGCUUCUCCUAAUAGUAAUAUAGAUAAUUUUUUGCGGGAAGGAAUUAUAAUGUUGUGCAGAGACUUAGUCGAUAAUGCUGUUGCACUAGUCGACGUAUUGGCACCGCCUGACUUUAUUCUUAAUUCUGCUCUAGGAAUGUCCGAUGGCGAGGUAUAUAAACACAUAAAAGAAUGGAUAUUUAAAGACAAAGAGAAU